Messenger RNA from Amoebophrya sp. A120, 2652 nucleotides. The record is from the annotation of a GenBank genome assembly. Lineage: Eukaryota; Dinophyceae; Syndiniales; Amoebophryaceae.
CUCCGAGCCUGGCACGACGACUGGCACGAACGGAGCAAUGCCAAUGGUCCUGGGAGUGGGGCCAUUGCUGGGACCCCGAACAGGAAAUAAUCCGGGCGCUUUCCACGGUGGCGCGGCCGGCUGCUCCUCGUCCUCGGCUUCCACCGGUGGUCCUGAUUUUGUUUUUGGCAAGACGUCGAGCUGCUUAUUUCGAGGACCGCCAGAGACUUGGGCCCCCACCACGAUGCAGUUGUUGCACACGAAACACCAACAACACGAGCAACCACUCGCGACCGGUGGAGCUCCUGCAGCAGGUUCCUACGCCCAGCGUCCGCAUCUCCGUAGCAGCCACGAAUCGUCGACGCCGGACUCGGAACAACAUCUACUUCAACCGGUAGCAGUGACAGGCGGGACAGCGACAUCGAGGUCUGCGCAAGAAGUGCGUUACGUGUUGGCAGCUGCACAACGACAGCGGGAAACACAGGAGGAGCAAGCGCUAGCUGCUGGCGCGGGUCGGCGUGGAGGUGGCGGUUCCAGUCCUGUUUCGUCCCCUCGACACUUUAUUGUUCACACGGGAGGUCCAGAAGAUGACGAGGUGGAUAUUACUACUAGGAUCGUCGGCUCGGAAGCAGAUGCUGAGGAGCAAGAGGAUGAGCCUUUGGGCAUUCUGAAUCUGCGAAAUCUGCAACAACGAGGCGAGCACGAGCGCGACGACGAGGAUGCUUCCUCUGGCAUAUGGAUUGCAAAAAUGUCUGGGUCUGGAAGAAUUCAUGUUUGUCAUGCUUUUCUGGCAUGACUCUUAAAUCUGUCAUGCACGUUACCCAAGAGCUCCGGUCCGCUUUUCUGUGACGCAGAAGUGCAGUUUGUCAUGCAGAAUAGGCAACACCUAGGAGCUCAGAAACUUGUCAUGCUGAGCCAGAAUUUGUAGCCUCAUCAUGAGACGCCACCCAGCAUCACAAGUUUCCAGACCCAGACAUUUUUACUUUUGAUACGGCACCGCCUCGACCAAUUUGGACGCGAUCGAGGAGGGACAGGAGACUUUGAGCGAGGCUAUGACCAAGCUGAGUCUGUCCAAGCGGGGCGGUGCGUUUUCCUCCGACAACAUGUCGUGGGUGAGCGCGGAAGGCGCAGCGGGAGGUGGCCGGAGUUCUAAGACCCCCGCGACGACCGGAGGGGGUCAUGGUGUGGACACUCAUCGUGCUGCUGAUGUAUCAAACUGAAAAUAAGUUCCCCACGACCCUCAGAAGACCGAGCAGUUUCGAUAUUGCAUAUUAGGGUUUCUAUAGAAGAAACUCUUUUGUCUUGCAGAAAAGAAAAAAUAUGCGACGUUUAUUUCAGAAUCAGAAUGAUCUAAACCAGUUGAUUUAGCAUGUUGGCAGAACAGAUAUAUCAUAUAUCGCUCGUUGGAAUGUGACGCAUCGCAUCUUUCGUUUAUAAUUCAGGGUCGCGAAUAAUGAUCUGUGGCGCUACUACCUACAUACAAGGUACAAGUUGCAAAUGUUCCGAGUGGGAAAUUUUGCAAUACAAAUUCAAAUGCUUCCAACUCCUGGGGUGGUCCUCGUAGGGGCCUUUUUCAUUUUGAUACACUGCUUCGUCCGUGACGGUGGAUCUGGAUCAUCUACAGGAGGUACAGGAGGCUUCGUCCCUUUGGGUGGAUCAUCUACAGGAGCUACAAGAACUACGGGAGGACGAAAUCAUCAUGGUCACGUCAUCUAUGAGCGAGGAAGAGGUCGCCGCUGCCGGCAGUAUGAUAGCCUCCCAUCACCACCAGUUGUUGGGCAAGACCAAGAACCUCCGUGGGAGAGGUUGUCUAGAAGCGCGGGGCGGGAGCAGCGUCGUGCAAGUAGGCGGGGGUCGUAGUUCUGCUCUGACCUCCAUAGGCGACGUUGAACAAGACGUCAGUUUUAGAAGUGCGGAUAGGUGGACCACUACAGAAGCUUCACUUGCAGCUGCGCAUAAUGGUACCACGUUGACCGAACAGAAUGUGAAAAUGUGGCAAGAUGAAAUGCUGCGCCCGGUUCCUCGUGCGCCCGGUCCCUGUUUAUUUUCCGACAAGGACGACCAGCCUGCUUCGUCGGCAGCAGCCGGGAAACGUGACGCAAAUUCUUCCAAGGAGGACCAGCUCCACUGGCAGCUCUGGCGAUACAAGCAAGCCCCGGGUGGAAAUGGAGGGCAAGGCGGGCACGACCGCCAGGUGCAGCAGGACGAGGGCGCGCCCCCGGCGGGGGUGGGGCGUGGUGCUGCAGCAGGUUUGAGUUCAUUCGAAAUGAACCAUCCUCCGCCCACGGCUGGUCUUCCGCCAGCGACCCGAGGAGCCGCGGGCCAUGGUCAUAUCCGAGUGGACAGUGAUCAUACUUUUGGACGAGAUUUAUUUGAUUGUAUCCAUGAUGCAAAUCUCGGUCUGUGUCUAUUCAUUGGAAAGACGUGCUGAUGCUACUUUGUGAACAACGAACGCAACGGAACGCCCUGCAAUGGCAAUGCGCAGCCAAGCAUGAGAAGUGUUUCAGCAGCUACGUGUUGCAAAUUCCGCUGGAAGAUAACUUGCGCUCCUGCAUGACAGGCGCGAAAACUUGUUUUCGUGGAUAUGCAUAUGACAAGCACGCAUGACAAAUCUUGUUGCUGUAAUCAAUCUUGUUCCAGACCCAGACAUAGAAUUUGCAUUGGAUAUUGGGA